AUUUUUAAAUAUUGACACACUUGGUCUAUAUAUUCAAGGACCUCUAUGUUCUACUAGGUGACCUUAACACUGCUAUACAAAUAAGGAUGUGGAACUCAAAGGAAUCAAGUAAACAAACAAACACGACUUCUGUUGCGUCGUGCCCUAUUUGUACUGCGAGUCACUUGCCUAUAAAUCAAGAUCUCAAAGAAGGUAAUAAUUACCUAUGCACUUGCCAAAACUGUGGACAUCACUUUAAAUUUCGUGCGGUUGGAAACAUGAAGAGUUCAAUUACUUUUUCAGUUAAUGGAAAAUCGUACACAGUUGGUAAUGAAUAUGAUCCUGCCACUUCUUUGCUUGAGUUUCUUAGAAAAACUGGCAUCUCUGUUGGCACAAAGGGGUGCUGUUUUGAAGGAGGAUGUGGUGUCUGUCUUGUUACUGUCAAAAUUAUUGAUCCUGUGACUGGCAAUGACAGGACCUUUAGCAUCAACUCAUGUUGCCUGCAAUUAUAUACCUGUGAUGGUCUUGAGGUGACCACAGUGGAAGGUCUGGGCAAUACAUCUGUAGGCCUCCAUCCAAUUCAAGAUCGUAUAGCUAAAUACAAUGGGGUACAGUGUGGCUAUUGCACUCCUGGACAGGUCAUGAAUAUGUAUGGACUUUUGCAGAACAACCCCAGGCCUACAAAGAAGGAAAUUGAAGAUGCAUUUGAUUCAACUAUCUGCAGGUGUACAGGCUACCGCCCAAUAUUAGAUGCUAUGAAGUCCUUUGCAGUUGACUCAGAUAUAAAAGAUGUGAUUGAUAUUGAGGAACUUGAAGGAAAAGUUUGUAAAAAAACAGGCCAGGCCUGUAAGGGCAGCUGCAAGAGCGAGAAACAUGUAGGCUGUGGACAGAAGGCAGUCCAGGCUGAAAGACCUGUCCACAUUGUUGGGGAUCGCUCUCAAUGGUUUAAACCUCUCACUUUGACUGAGUUGUUGACGCAGAUAAAGCAAUACUCAAACUCUAAUUAUAGGCUUGUCUUUGGAAAUACUGGAUUUGGUGUUUAUGGAGAAGUUGGGCCAUGGAAUUACAGCAUUCUAAUAGAUUUAAGGGGAGUUAAGGAGUUGUACUCAUUUGAUGUAAGUCCAACAGACCACAUUACACUGGGAUCAAACUGGACACUGACUAAUGUGAAAGAGUUCCUGGCUAAAAAUACUGAUCCAAGUCUUCCUUAUGCUCAAACAUUUGUGGAUCAUUUAAACCUAACUGCUUCAAACAGUAUACGUAACCUUGGAACCUGGGCUGGUAACCUGGCUUUAAAACAUCUCCACCCUGAGUUUCCUUCAGAUGUUUUUACUAUGUUUGAAACUGUGGGAGCCAAACUGAAUAUUGCUGACGGGGAUGGAACUACACAAAUUUAUUCCUUGCAAGGUUUCAUGGAUUUAGAUUUGCAAGGGAAAGUCAUUGUUUCUGUGGUACUUCCAAAGUUCACAUCACCAGCCAAUGUUGCUAUCAGAACAUUGAAGACUUCACACCGACUUCAGCAAAGUGCAGCUUAUGUAACUUGCGGUUUUAAUUUCGUCUGUGAUGAAACAAACAAUUACUUGGUGAAAACUCAACCCUCCAUCGUGAUUCAAGGUGUUAAUAGAAGUUUGAUUCAUGCUGUGCAAACUGAAGCAUUUUUGACCAAUAAACAGUUGGGAGAUCCUUCUGUUUUAAAAGAUGCCAUAAACACUUUAUCUGGUGAACUUGUUCCUGAUUCAAGUCCACUGACUGCAAGUGCUACAUAUCGUAAAAGUCUUGCCAUUGGACACUUCUACAAGUUUGUGCUUGGACUGUGUAAGAGUAAAUGCAAUGUGAAAUAUGUCAGUGGAGGACCAAACCUGGACAGGCCGUUGAUGACCUCAAGCCAACAGUUUGGAACUGAUGAUCCCAGUGUUUACCCAGCAACAAAGCCUCUCAUUAAGUUUAUUGCUGGCAAUCUAACAUCUGGAGAAGCCAAGUUUGUCAGUGACACCCCAAUACUUAACAAUCAACUAUAUGCUGCCCCAGUAUUGAGCACGCAAGGGAAUGCCAAAAUUCAAAGCAUUGAUCCAUCAGUUGCUUUGCAAAUCCCUGGUGUAGUAAGAUUUAUUCAAGCCUCAGACAUCCCUGGAGAGAACAACUGGAGACCAAAACAGUUGAAUGAACCUGGUGCUGUACAGGAGCUGUUAAGUUCAAGCCAGAUUCUUUAUGCUGGGCAGCCAAUUGGAAUACUAGUAGCUGAGGAUGAAGUUACAGCUCGAAGUGCAUUGUAUGGUGUGCAAGUUUCUUACACUGAUAUCCAGCCUGCUAUUACAAGCUUGGAAGAAGCUAUCCAAAAAAAAUCAUUCUUUAAAAAGCUUGAUACCAUCACUAAAGGAGAUGCAGCCAGUGCAAUGGCUGCUGCCCCUCACAGAGUUAGUGGAACUGUUCACAGCACUGACCAGUAUAAUUUUCAUCUUGAAAACCAAGCAGCUUUCUGUAUCCCGUCAGACACUGGAGGGAUGGAGGUCAUCACCACCACACAAUGGCAGGAUGGUACCAGUGAAACAGUUUCGCAGGUUCUUGGAGUCUCUGAAUCAAGUGUGACUAUUGAGACUCCUAGACUUGGUGGAGCCUUUGGUGGCAAAGUUUUUUACAAUAUGCCUGUGGCUGGAAUGUGUGCAGUUGCUGCUCACCUGACCAGAAGUCCUGUACUGAUGAAUCUGGAUCUACACACCAACAUGAGAUUUCAAGGCAAAAGGACUUACUAUAUAUAUCAAUAUGAGAUUGGUUUUGAUGACAAUGGCAAAAUUUUAGCCAUCAUUGCCUCAGCAUACAGUGAUGCAGGGCCAGUUUUUAUCAAUGCUGAUGGGAAUGAGUACACACAACUUUGGAUUGAUAGUGCUUAUUUUUGCCCAAACUGGUCUUGGAGUGUUCAACCUUGUAAAACAAACAAACCAGUUGCAACAUCUGUCAGGGCUCCAGGCUCAGCCCCAGCAAUAUUUGCUAUGGAAAAUUUCAUUGACCAUGUUGCUACUUACUUAAAGAAGGAUCACCUAGAAGUCAGAAAAGUUAAUCUCUUUCAAGAAGGACAGACAACAUUGAAUGGUAUGGUAUUAAACAAUUGUCUGAUUGGCAGUCUGGUAGCCCAGCUGGAAAGUGACAUUAAUUAUGCUGCUAGACUUAAGGCUGUGAAUGACUUUAAUCAGGCCAACCGUUGGAAGAAGAGAGGUCUGCAUGUGAUGCCAAGUCGCUACAGCUUAGGCUGGAAAGGGAUGCCCCACAGUGCCCUAGUGGUCAUACACCAUGGAGAUGCUAGUGUUUCCAUUGGACAUAGUGGAAUAGACAUGGGUCAAGGCAUCAAUACAAAGGCAAUACAAGUUUGUGCUUAUAAAUUUGGAAUCCCUAUGGAGAAAAUUAAAAUAAAAAAGACUAAUUCUUUUGUGAGUGCUAACACAGCUUGGACUGCUGGAACUGUGUCUUCAGAAUUAAUUUGUGCGGCCAUCAUGGAAUGUUGUGAUACAUUGCUGGCUCGCAUGGCUCCAGUCAAGGCAAAGCUGGUCAAUCCAACAUGGGAGGAAAUUGUGACACAGUGCUUUAAAGACACUGUAGACCUGACUGCUUCUUAUUUGAACACUACUAAUGAUAAGUCCAAAGCCUACGACUACAACUGCUGGUGUGCCAGCUGCUCAGAGGUGGAGCUAGAUGUUCUGACUGGUCAAUAUCAAAUCACUCAAGUUGACUUUCUAUAUGACUGUGGCAUUAGCUUGAACCCAGAACUUGAUCUUGGUCAGCUGGAAGGUGGUUUCCUCCUUGGCUGUGGUCUAUUCCUUCUGGAGGGUAUGACAUUUGAUUCAUUGACUGGACGAGCAUUAACUGAUGGAACUUGGACUUACAAGCCUCCAUUACCCAAAGACUUGCCAAUCAAAUUUAAUGUCAAGUUUAUGCGGAAUGCACCAAAUCCAAUGGGCAUUUUGAGAUCAAAAGCUGUUGGUGAGGUUCCAGUUGCACAAGGAACAUGCCCAAUGUUGGCAUUGAAACGUGCCGUGGAAGCAGCUCGACUAGAAGUGGGUAGUGAAGGAUGGUUCCAGUUCAAUGCUCCUGCAACUGUUGAAAAUAUCCAACAAGCUUGUCUGAAUGAUAUUACUAAGUACUCUUUAGGAAAUUAGUUAAGAGAGAACUGGUUUAAACCAAAAUUACUUUUUUUGAAACAGUAGACUUGUCCAUCCCCUACCUACUGUUUAUCUGCAUUUGUGUUUUUUUCUUUAUUGUAAGGAAUGUUUUUAACAUUUAUGUAUAUUAUGUUAUAGAAUAUUGUUUAAAUAUGCAGUGUUAAAGUAUUAUAUUUAUAUUACUUAGAAUUAAGAAUAUUUAUUGCAAGAUUUUUUUCCUUUUUUCUAUUGCUUUGAAGAAUGAAGACUUAAACAACAAUUAUUCUUUUUACGUGCCAUUUUUCUUUUCAUUUAUUAAAUUUAACUCUUGGGGAUAGACUUAACCUUCAAGUGGGACAGAGAAAUAUUUUGUUUGCAAGUAAUAGUAAUUGAAGCCUCCCCCAUUUCUGACAAUAAGUUUGACUUUGUCUAACCAAUGUUGAAAUUUGCCAUAAAAAAUGUUUUUUUUUUUGCUGUAGAUUUAUUAAUUGAGGCAUUUAUUGCCCUCUCAUUGAUAUAAUCUACCAUGUUGUUCAGGUGAUGUUCUAAAUAUUAUACAUCCAUUUUUUGAGAAACUCAGUAUUGAGUAUCAAUGAAAUAUUCAUUGUUUAUAUGUUCGGUUGAUAUAUUAAUGGCAUUAUCUUCGAUUCUGAAGAUUGAGGUGAUAUUUGUUCCCGUGAAAUUAAAUGAAACAAAACUUUUAUAUAGUUUAGUUUUGAUAAUAAAUGAACAUUUACAAUGAUACAAUUGUAUAUUUCAUGUACUUAUUGGCUAGUCCUUCUGAAUCUUAUAUCAUACUAUUGUCCUUUUAUUUUUCUAAGCUAUCAAUAAGAACAAAAAAAAAUCUAAUGCUUUUGCAUCAAUAAAAAUCAUAGAUUUUGUUUAUUGUUUUAUAUAAUGAAAGCAAGAUAGGAACCAAAUUAAUGUCAUGGUUAUUUCUUAUCAAAGUAUAACCUUCAGCUGGAUACAUGUCAUGGCUUAUCAUCAAAUUUUGUGUAUUGUCAAGUACUUUUGCUGCCACUUAUCAUGCCUCUUUGAUAAUUCAAAGAUUUAGCAAUAUAUACACAAAAUCCCAUAAUGCAGAGAUGGUUUAAAAAAAAAAAAAAAAAAAAAGACAA
Molecule: messenger RNA, 5227 nt
Organism: Biomphalaria glabrata
Lineage: Eukaryota; Metazoa; Mollusca; Gastropoda; Planorbidae
Exons: 34
Coding region: 87-4127 (1346 amino acids)
Molecular function (GO): iron ion binding; 2 iron, 2 sulfur cluster binding; FAD binding
Source: RefSeq, a predicted model, not a curated record